Messenger RNA from Cooperia oncophora, 345 nucleotides. NCBI's taxonomy places the organism in Eukaryota, Metazoa, Nematoda, Chromadorea, Rhabditida, Trichostrongylidae. The record is from the annotation of a GenBank genome assembly.
AUGGUGCCGCCUGGUGACGGCACGGAUACGGAAACGAUGGAGCUUACAUCCGCAGGCGGUGGGCCACCGCAGACAACUGGACCGCUUUUUCAUAAUUUUGGGUGGGUGUCUGAGCAUGAAGAGCUACUGACAACUCCCGAAGAAGACGGCCAUCAAUAUCCGCCGGUGCAGCACGACUACGCCCCACUCAAACUUCAAUUACGCUUCGUCGCUGGAGUUAUCCGUCGCGAGCGUCUACCUGCAUUUGAGCGCCUCCUUUGGCGUGCCUGCCGUGGCAACGUUUUCUUGCGCACCUCUGAGAUUGAUGAUGUUCUUAAUGACACGUUGACGCUCCGUAUACAAUGA